This is a messenger RNA of Priceomyces carsonii, 1416 nucleotides long. RefSeq lists its product as uncharacterized. The record is from RefSeq and is a predicted model, not a curated record. Gene Ontology annotation, molecular function: protein binding. Bases 1 to 1416 code for a protein of 471 amino acids. Lineage: Eukaryota; Fungi; Ascomycota; Pichiomycetes; Serinales; Debaryomycetaceae. The transcript has a single exon.
AUGGAAGGCAAAUCUACAAGAGAAGUAUCUAACGAAAGGGAAAUUACCUUGAACAAUGGAGAUGAGAUCUUUAUCAGAAGAGCUUCAAAUAAAGAUCAAUCAAGAAUUGCCACUGAAACAAAUUUGUUUUUCAAAAAUACCCACUUAUCGAAGCUUCACGCAUCAUUGAAAUUAUACGAUGAUUAUUUUUAUUUGAAAGAUUGCAACUCUACGUUUGGGACAGUAAUAAAUGAUGAAUAUAUUGCUUCUGAAUCUUGGUUCAGGUUGUCUGAUAAUGACACUAUUGGAUUUAUCAUCUCAAAGCCUUCAUCCGCUAUCGAGAAAAUCGUUAGUAAAUUCGACAAACAAAACACCAUUCCAUUGAAGGAGUUUUCUGAUGCCAGUAUUGCUCUUAGUUUCAAGAUUAACACAAAAGACAAUUGCAUUACUUUUCUUCCUCUUGACAAAGAUGCCAGCUGGGAAUCAGAACAAUGUUCCUCCGAUGAAACAAGGGGAUCUACUAAAGAUUAUAUCCCUUUAGCUGAGACGUUCGAUAGCGAAGGAAAUGAGUCUGAAUGCUCUCACUGUGCCGUGAAAUGUGAAAUGGACGACUCUCAACCAAAGAACGAAACCGAUACAAUUAUCACUAUUCAAUAUCAAGACGUUUUACCAAAUUCUGAAUCGAGCUCACUAAUCUCUUCAGCUGAGAUUUUGGGAAGCAAUGAUAAUAAUAUAGCUGAAGGCACGGAUGAUGUAGAACCUCUUAUUGAGAGAAGAUUAAGUGACAAUGAAUUAUCUUUUGACGAGUCGCUGAGUGAUUUCUCACUCAGUGAUUUAUCCGAAGCAUCAACAAUAGAUGAAGAUUAUUCUAGCGAAGUAUCUGUGGACUAUAGUGAAGCUCAAGUCAAAAACGAUUCGGGAUCUGAUUAUGCCUCGUCUGAUAAUCUGUCGGAAUAUGAGAAUGACUUCAAAGAGGCGCAAAUUGAUGGUUGUUCGAACUGGUGCCUGAAAGAUCUCAAAUGGAUAUACGCCAGAUCAUUUCCUAUAAUCCACAAGAGAAGAGAAUUGUAUCGAUGUCAAAAUGGCGACUCAACUUGUUGUCAAGCAAAUGUAAAAUUUGGAACUUCCGAUUGCUCUGAGAUUCAUAACGACCUGGACACCUUAGAACCUCCACAAUACGAUUCAGGUGAUUUUGAAAGCAAGUCUCUCUCCAAGAAGAGGAAAUAUGAUGACAUCUCUGAUUCUGAAAUUGCUGAAUCAGCUGAUGUUAACAAACGAGAGAUUGCGAAUCCGUCUAAAAGGGUAAAAAUAAUUCAAUCUCCUCUAGCUAAGACAUUUGCAAAGGAGCUUGCGAAGGGUUUUGUUUAUGCAUUAGCGACUAUCACUGCUCUCGGAAUAUAUGGUAGCAAAAUCGCGUCUGAACAGAAUGGAAAAUAG